AUGGUUCGAGGAAGUGCACGUGUUAAAUCUGGUGGAGGGAAUAUGGCACCAGAUACUAUGAGAAUACACAAACCACUAGGGCUGAAUAUGAGUUUAUUUCAAUUUUUAAGAACUGGUUAUUUUGAAAAAGACUUGCUAACUUAUUGUGCUAAUCGUCUGGCUGAAUAUUCAUGUACAUAUUGGCUUGAUCCUACAGUGAAUGGAAAUAUUGACACAGGGGAUUUCACUACAACUUUAACGUCACCAUCAGCGUCAACAACUACUUCAUCUGUCCAGAGUGGAUUCACAAAAUAUCCAAGUCAUUUUAUCGAUCAAACAUCUAUGCAGAAUAUAACCAAUUUUAAAUCAGUGAAAUUUGUUAGUGAAACACAAACUCUCAGUGGUACAUUUCUUGGCCCGCUGAAUAUUCGUGGAUUGAUUCAGUCGCCAUCAAUUGAAGGUGAAACAUUAGCUAUCUUAGAGAAUAAUCGUGUAUCACUGAGCCAAUUAACCAACGUUUUAAUUAUUCCUUUAAUCCUCUCUGGAUCAUUGCUAAACUGUCUAUUAAUCAAUAAUAUAACACAACGUAUAUCACGACGUCAGUUACCAUGGUUACUAUAUUUAAUUUAUAUUAUUCUAUUAGACCAAUUUGAUCUAAUGUUAAGUGCAAUCGAUUUUCUUGUUGAAUCAUACCAUGAAAUACGCUUAGUUAUUGUUCUGCAAUUUUUAGGACGUUUUUAUUGUCAAAUAUUACCAAUGUUUUACAGCCUGUUAAAACAUUUACAUUCAGGUUUAUUUAUUUUAUUGACUAUUGAAACAUUGAAACUAACCUAUAAUAAUAAUAAUAACAAUGAUAAUAAUCCAUUGAAACAAUUGAACGCGGGUGAAUUAAAACAACGACAAAGAAAACAAGUUAUACAAAACACACUUAUCUUUAUUUCUGUAAUUAUAAUCACUCUUAAUUGUCAAUUUAUAUGGACAUUUGAUAUCUCUCAACUGGAAAUGCUAAUAUUACAUGGAAGAAUUGUACAUAAUCUUUAUAAAUGUGAUUUCGCGAUGACAUCGGUGCUAAGUCCAACAUUUUUAUAUUAUAUAUGGCCAUUAUUUGAUCAUAUAUGCGGUGAUAUAUUACCGUGUUUAAUAUGUCUGUCAAGUGGACUUGUUGGUUAUAUACUAUAUCGUUGUAAAGUAAAACGAUUAGUGAAACGUAUAGAAAAUUAUAUACACGAAGACGAGGAUCAGAAGGUUUACUCUGUAGAAACUGACGUCAAAAGAUGCAAACAUCAUGGGGAGGAAGAGGAGGAUGAGGAAGGACAGGAGCUGCCACAGUCACUUUCAUCUCAUCUACAGGAGGAGAUGACGAAUCACAGUGAUGUAUCACAAUUAUUCAAUGUUCAAUGGAGUCUGCAAAUUAUUCGUGUUUUUAUUUUAUUUUGUUUUAUUCAUGGAGUAUUUUUAUUACCAAGAUGUUUAUAUUAUUUGACGAAAUAUUUUCUGUUUAUAAGUCGGGAAACCUACCGUAGUUAUCCACCACCUGUAAAUGGACCAGAUGAUAUGGAAAAUCAUGCAGAAGAAGAAGAUUUGUUCAAUAAAAUUUCACAAAUUAUAGAAUCGCUUAAACCAUAUGAAGUUUAUUUGGAAAGUUAUGAAACUGCACUACGUUAUUCCAAUUUCUUUGAAGUACACAUCAGAGCCAUCAUUCUAUUAUUUGGUAUAGAAGAAUUCAGAACUAGCCUCUAUGCAUACUUCAACGCAUUUAUUCAAUAUAUUAAACGCUUCUUAUGUUAUAUGCACAAAAAGAUGUAUCAUUGCUGUAGAAAACAAACACAUCGUCGUAAAUGCGAUAAAUCAUUUGUUGAACACAAUGGAUCCCAGAUGAUUCAUGAAGACUCCAUCGAAAUGAUGCCUGAUGUAAACAAAGUAUCACAGUAUCAUUGCAGUGACCUAAGCAACAGUAAUAAUAAUAAUAAUGUACAGUCAAAUCUUGAUCUUCCGAUGACUACUUAUGUGUUAAAUAAUCAGGCUACUCAUUUACAAAACAGUAGUAUACGUAAUGUUAGUACAAAAAAUAUUGAAAUGAACACAUCCACUCAAACUAUCACAUCGAAUAUACGUAUUUUAAAUAUUAACUCAAAAUGGAAUUGGAAUAAAAAUUCAUUAAAACAAGAGAUAUUGAAUGUUGAACGCAAUCAGUUCAAUACUAAUUCUAACAAUGAACAGACACCGAGAAACUAUAAAAUUAUCUAUUUAUGAAAUUCAUGACUCAAAGGAAGACUCCAAAAGAAAGAUAUUUAUUUGACUUUGAAUAAUUUGAAGUAAAAAAAAUGUUAAAUUGAAUGUCUUUAUCUUUAAAU
Messenger RNA from Trichobilharzia regenti, 2333 nucleotides. Lineage: Eukaryota; Metazoa; Platyhelminthes; Trematoda; Strigeidida; Schistosomatidae. The record is from the annotation of a GenBank genome assembly.